UUUAUCUGUAUCAUGCCAGAUUGCGAGGGCCAUGUCGCAUUUUAUGAUGGUAGUUCCGAACAACCCCUCGAAAAGAUUCACCUCUGCUACUUGUAUCGAUAUCGGGUAAGAGAGAAUGAGUGCCUCAUCGCCACCUCCCUACGCUUGUUGUCCAAGAACAAAAUGGAUGCCUCACCCCCAGCACCGAUUCUAGUAAUACUAUCAAUCUUGUGACUUCUCUGCUCGUUACCAUUCUUUCUUGUGUGCUAUGCAUGCAUCGCUACAAAAUCAAAUGUGAUACUAAAACUACGCUCGUAUAGACAUAAACGUGCCGGUGUGCAGAAAUAAUGGUUGUCUUCUAUUGCUGGGUUAGUUAAAGAGUUAGGCUAGUCCGUGGUAGCAAGUUUGGGUUGGUCUAUAGAAGCAUCGCGCAGCUGGUUGUGAAGUGUUUCUCUUCCUUCUUUGUGGUUACUUCUUUUUUUUCUUAGUCUUUCACUUGUCUGUUGCUUGUGAAACGUACCGCGCCCGAAUUGGUGGCCAGAAAUUGCUUCUGAAAUCUCCAAAAUCCAAAAUAGGAGGUAUAUGCUAUCUUCAUGGUUUUAGUAAAACUUUGUGAUAGGCAGCGAGCUGUAGAUUUGAAAAAGGGGUGGUCGUGCGCCUGCUAAGAUUUUUAGCACAGGAGAAUUGUACAGUUGGAGCGACCGGCGUUCGUACUCGUCCUCGACGGCCACGACGAGGCAGUACUGCUGACACGGCUACAGCUCCUUCAGCGGCGUGAUACCGGUAAUUCCCGUAGGUGAGAACGCUCACCUAAUAAAGAUCGGCUGCUACGCUUGCAGGAUCGGUUACACACGCUCGCCGUCAUCGCACACCGCUUUCAAACUAGGUACUAAAAAGCAGGGAAGUACAAAAACACCUUGUCAACUUCUUGCAUUUCGGCAGUCGUUGUGCUGUUAACAAUCGCAUUGCUUUUCGAGACUCGUGGUGUUGCCUGAUUGCCGCGAAGUAGCUUGAAAAUUCGGCCUCAGGCAGCUGAGAAACGAGCGCGCCCGCUUCUCGCGAAGGAUACAUCUUCUUCGUAGAAGUACUGACUUGUCUGUGAGGACAACAGGAACUAGUACAGCAAGAUGUUGGUCAUUGUGACGGUUAUCUGGGACGACCGCGUCCUAAAAGUGGACGUGAAUACGAAGAGAAAACAGUCUCACCUGAAACAAAUCCUUGUCAAGGAACAUGGCAUGGAUAGAACAUACCGCCUCAUGUUCAAGGUAUGUAUAGACAUCAUUUUUUUUCUCUAGAAGUAUGGUUGCCUCUUGGAGAACACGUUGAUGUAAGCUGAUUAAUAUUUUGAGGACUUGCUUGUUUUCAGGAGCUAGUACCAACAUACCACUUGGUUUUUGCGACGUUCUUUUUAGAUUGUGUCAAUUUCGUGUCCUAACUUACUCGUUUCGCAGGGUCGGGAACUGGAGGAGCGACCAUUAGAUGAGCAGGGAGUUGCAGACAAAAGUGAGAUAACGGUCAUAAAACCCGCAGGUUUCCAAAUAGCAGGAAAGGAGAGACCAAAGAAACAGGAGCUGGGUUACAUGCCUCAGGUAAGCCUUUACAAACCGUUAAUACGAAUCAAUACUUGCACUUGACCAAAAAAAUCCUGCUUGAGGCAAGAACAAUAAACCUGUGAUAUAUCAACCCGCAAGAACUGCUACAAGCAGUAGCGAGAGGACGAUUUUCACUUUCCACAGUCGCUUACUCCAGGUUCUAGUGGACUUGCAGCAGCAUUUGUUGAUGAAUCCGGAAAUUAUGCAGCAGAUGAUGAAUAGUCCAGCAAUGCAGAGUCUUCUUAACGACGACAAAUUCUUGGAGAGCAUAAUGAAGAUGAAUUUAUGGCUUCCACCACGACCUGUGCACGACAUAAGUAAAAAUUUUGUCAACUGCUUAGUGUCAUUGUGACUUCGCAGACGAGAUAUGCUUGUUCAUGUAAGUUGUUUUUCCGUGGUGGAAAUCCAAUUUACUCGGUAUGGGUAUGUGAGGCACUUCUUGGCGUAAGAUUUUCUAGACGUUUUUUUGACUUUCAAGAAUGAAUGAUCAUGAUCAUGAUGUACUGUUUUGUGCGUUCAUUCUUGCCAGCCGUGCGCAUGUCUUUGGAGACGAAUCCUGAUUUUGCAGAUAUGCUGAAGCGGGACCCGGAAUUUAGGGAACAAGCGGGUGAGGCGUUCAGAAAUCCAAGUACGAUGCGUGAGGUGCUGCAAUCAACUGAGCUCGCUGUGCAGGAGCUAAAAGGAGUUCCGGGAGGCAUAGAGAUGAUCACCAGCAUGUAUCAGCAGCUAAACCUGCCACCAGAAGACGAGAAGCCGCCGCCAGAGGAAGACGAGGAAGAACGGCAGGCAAGACUCGAAAGGGAAGCAGCCGAGGGCGUACCAAGAAUCUUGUCUCUUUGUCAACAUUCUUGAGCAACGCUUUUCCUUCUCACAACUUGAUUUUCUGGUUCCAACAAUCUGCUUGUAUCUAUGUCUUUCGAUCGAGAUGAUCAUUAAAACUCAGCCGGCGUAAAUUAAUGUAACCAACAACGAAUCCGCCUUGAUUUCCAAUCUGUUCCCAAAUUGAUCCAGCUGCCAGCAUGGCAUACGGCAUGCGACUCGAAUGCAAUGGCAAGUAUGAUGCAGGAUCCCAACUUGCAGCAAUUGAUGGCGCAGUAUAUGGAAACGACGGAGAGAGAUAACGAAUGCUUCUCUAACUCUGCUUUUGUAGCAAGUCUCUUUAGACCACAAAACAUGCAAGCCAUUGCCAGUAUGGAGACCGCAAUGAACGCUAUGGUAGGUCACUUAUUUCCUGUAGUAUGUAUGAUGUUGGUUUAUUACGACUACCGAUUCUCCUUGCUUGUUCUUGUUUCCCGGUAACAUCAAAAAGCUUUGUCACACUUCAAACUACGGUGACGAACUCGCUCCUCUUACAACUUACAAUUCUACGUAUACCCUCACUGCAUAAUCCAGGUAACAGCAAAGCAGAGAGAGGAGAUGAAAGUGACCCCUGGAAGCCAGUUUAACAAGACUUUCGACACAUUCCUUGAGGCGCAAAAGGAAAACCCGGAGACUAAGUACCGAACGCAACUGACGAAAAUGCGGCACACGGGUUUUACGAAUACCGCAAAGUGCAUCGCGGCGCUUGAGGAGACAGGUGGACAAGUGCAGCCGGCGAUCGAGAUCUUGCUGAAGCAACAGUGA
Messenger RNA from Amoebophrya sp. A25, 3194 nucleotides. Lineage: Eukaryota; Dinophyceae; Syndiniales; Amoebophryaceae. The record is from the annotation of a GenBank genome assembly.